Saccostrea cuccullata (small rock oyster) is the source of this 1096-nucleotide messenger RNA. RefSeq names its product acetyl-CoA carboxylase-like. Gene Ontology annotation, biological process: fatty acid biosynthetic process. The record is from RefSeq and is a predicted model, not a curated record. The transcript is spliced from 11 exons. Gene Ontology annotation, molecular function: acetyl-CoA carboxylase activity; ATP binding. Gene Ontology annotation, cellular component: mitochondrion. The coding region runs from base 347 to 1096 and encodes 249 amino acids. NCBI's taxonomy places the organism in Eukaryota, Metazoa, Mollusca, Bivalvia, Ostreida, Ostreidae.
UCCAGAUGAACCUAUUCAUAUCGAUCAUCAACGUGGGAAUUAAAUUCAGCAAAAAGGAGAAGUAUGACGACAACGCUCUUGCUGUCAAGUUCCAGGAUUUUUGUAAAGAGAGGGAGCAGUACUUGUGUGAGAAGGCCAUCAGAAGAAUCACAUUCUUAGUCUACUGUAGGAGAAGUUCCCCAAAAUAUUUCACAUAUCGUGCCAAAUUUGAUACUGUGAUAUUUUAAAAAUCACAAUUGGUGAGGACAGGAUUUACCGACAUUUAGAGCCCGCCCUGGCCUUCCAGCUGGAGAUCAACAGACUGAGGAACUUUGACCUGGAGGCAAUUCAGACCAACAACUACAAGAUGCAUCUAUACCUGGGAAAAGCUAAGGUGGCAACAGGACAGGAAGUGACGGAUUACAGAUUCUUUGUGAGAGUCAUCAUCAGGCACUCCGACCUCGUCACCAAGGAGGCCUCUUUUGAGUACCUACAAAAUGAAGCAGAGAGAACCCUCCUGGAGACUUUGGAUUCAUUAGAAGUGGCAUUCUCCCAUCCACUGUCCAAGAAGACUGACUGUAACCAUAUAUUCCUGAAUUUUGCACCAACUCUGACCAUUCCAGAACCAGGCAAGCUGGAGGAGACAGUCAGAGCCAUGGCGAUGAGAUACGGCAGUCGUCUCAUGAAGAUUAGAGUUCUCAUUGCAGAGCUCAAAUUCACUAUAAAGUUUGCAUGCAGUGAUACAAGCAUUCCUAUUCGUCUGUUCUUGACCAAUGAGAGUGGAUAUUACUUGGACAUGAGCAUAUAUAGGGAGGUCACAGAUCCAAAUAUGGGACAAAGCUGGAGGGAAUCUGCAGCUCGACCAGCUGAGCUAUCCGGGUCAGUGGUUACCUCCCUUACCUCGAGGCCAUCUUUGCAGAGGAGUUCCGCCAUCCCCUCCCUAGCCCAAAUGAACUCAUCCCCAAUGGCACAUGUACGGGACAUUGCAAAUGAGUUCUCUGUAUGUGUCGCCGGCAGGAAGGGUGUCUCACCCACCCCCGAGUACAGGGCAUUAUUGUACAUGCCAUCUCACUGUACGGGGAUGGCAUGUGGGGAGUCACUUCCCUUAGAGUAUUGA